Tribolium madens (black flour beetle) is the source of this 2735-nucleotide messenger RNA. RefSeq names its product BTB/POZ domain-containing protein 6 (gene lute). Gene Ontology annotation, biological process: neurogenesis. The transcript has 6 exons. Gene Ontology annotation, cellular component: cytosol. The record is from RefSeq and is a predicted model, not a curated record. Gene Ontology annotation, molecular function: protein binding. Lineage: Eukaryota; Metazoa; Arthropoda; Insecta; Coleoptera; Tenebrionidae. The coding region runs from base 460 to 2139 and encodes 559 amino acids.
CCGUCAGUUCAUGUGAUUGUUUCGUCCAGGUGAGAGUGCUUGAGAAGUGCUUCGACUUGGUGAUAGUUUGUAGUCUGCAGCGAUUUCCCAAAAUUGUGAAUUUCUGCAGAAGUGCAAAACGAGUCGGAUUUGUGACCACUUAUCGCAAAAAGUGAGUGCAUUUUCGGUUGUAGAUGAAAAAAAAAGUGAAAGAUUGGUCCCAAUAAUUAACCUUGCGGUAAACCAGACAUUUUUCCACGCGUGUGCAAAUUUGUUUUUUAUUGGUUAAUUGGAGAGUCGUGAUAAACAAACAAAAUAGUGUACCACUAAGCGAUUUUUAUUUCGCAAUUGCGCCUCAAAAUUACAAAUUGCAUACUUCGAAAUGACAAUAUUUGCGUGAUCAGCCUUCUACAGCAAUUUAGCCUCCAGUCUAUUCAAAAACACUCCUCAGAACCCAUGUUUUAAUCGAAUUUUUUUGCUAUGCUGGGUGCAGAGCAAGCUGGGUUGAAUGCUGGGCGUCACGCUUUGGCCUGGGUACUAGGCCAGACCGAUAUUUGGUACCUAUUGUACCGGUGCGCCAAUUACGUUAGCAAAGGGCACGGUCAGUCACCCAGCAGUGUCUCCAUCUUGGACAACCUCUUCACCCUGGACGACGACCAUUUCGACCAGGACGAAGACGACCUGAACAACCAGUUCCUCCAAGGAAGAGCAGAAACUCUCAACAAUGGGGCUCUCAGUCUCUCCCCGCCGCACAUCAUCUCGCAACGAGAGAACUUGCAGGUGAUGCAGCCUGCCAGCGCUCCCGGCUCGCCCCCUUCUAGUCCUUGCGUGUCGCCCACGGGCCCCCCGGGCACUCUCGACCCCAACUGGCAGGCGAGCAAGCCCACAGUGAGGGAGCGCAACGCCGCCAUGUUCAACAACGACCUCAUGGCCGAUGUCCGGUUCAUCGUCGGCAGCCCCGGCGCCACCCAAGACAUCCCCGCACACAAAUACGUCCUCGCGACCGGAAGUUCCGUCUUCUAUGCCAUGUUUUACGGCGGACUCGCCGAAUGCAAGGAGGAAAUCGAAGUACCUGACGUUGAACCGUCUGCGUUUCUCACUCUACUCAAAUAUUUAUACUGCGAUGAGAUCCAGCUAGAGGCGGACACGGUUCUUGCAACUUUAUACGUAGCGAAAAAAUAUAUUGUGCCCCAUUUGGCGCGUGCCUGUGUGAAUUAUCUCGAAACUAGUCUGACUGCGAAAAAUGCCUGUCUUUUGUUGAGUCAAUCGCGACUUUUCGAAGAACCGGAACUGAUGCAACGAUGUUGGGAGGUGAUUGAUGCUCAGGCCGAGAUGGCGCUGCGAUCGGAGGGUUUCGUGGACAUUGACAUGUCAACACUGGAAUCGGUCUUGGCUCGUGAGACAUUAAAUUGCAAAGAGAUGAAUUUACUCGAGGCGGCUUUGAAUUGGGCGGGGGCUGAAUGCAUCCGUCAAGACAUUGAACCCACCCCCCAAAACAAAAGAGUGGUAUUGGGCAACGCCCUCUACUUGAUACGAAUCCCGACGAUGACACUUGACGAAUUCGCAAACGGUGCUGCACAAAUGGGCAUUCUGACGCAAGAAGAGACUAUAAAUAUUUUCUUUCAUUUUACAGCGAAUAACAAGCCGAGUCUGCAAUAUCCAAUCAAGCCACGAGCUGGAUUAAAAUCUCAGGUGUGUCACAGGUUUCAAUCGUGUGCCUAUAGGUCGAACCAAUGGCGGUAUAGAGGGCGUUGCGAUAGCAUCCAGUUUUCGGUCGAUCGUCGCAUUUUCGUCGUCGGUUUCGGUCUGUAUGGGUCGUCGAACGGCGCCGCCGACUACAGCGUCAAAAUCGAACUGAAACGUUUAGGUCGCGUCUUGGCCGAAAACAACACACAAUUUUUCUCAGAUGGCUCGAGCAAUACGUUUCAUGUGUAUUUCGACAAUCCGAUUCAAAUCGAACCCGAGUCGUUUUAUACCGCUUCGGCGAUUCUAGACGGCGGCGAAUUGAGUUAUUUCGGACAGGAGGGUAUGAGUGAGGUGACUGUUGGCCAAGUGACGUUUCAAUUUCAAUGUUCCUCGGAAAGUACAAACGGAACAGGAGUACAAGGCGGUCAAAUUCCGGAACUUAUUUUUUAUGGACCGACAUACGAAGAACACUAGAACCAGUCGGGUUUUUGUUCGAACGUUAUGUGAAUUCUUUACUUUCUGUUUGUUUAAAGUGCUGUGAAUUAAGGGACUUUUUAUUUAUAAUCUAGUUAAGGUGAUGUUUUUUUUUUAUAAUUUUUUGUUUUGUAACGAAACUGGAUAUCUCCAAAAGAUGUUGUGUUCACAUGAAAUACAAAUACUGUAAAUAGUUUGUUUAAAAAAAUAUAUAAUACUAAAAUGAUAUAUUCCCGUAAGAAAGCUUAAUCAUUAGAUAUUUUUCGAAAUGUCUUACAGAUUUUUGCCUCUCAAGUGAUAACCAUGUACUGUUUUAACUCAGACAAGUUAUAUAAUGCCAGUAGGUUUUAAGACGUUGCAUUAUAUAAAGCAGACGAGUCCAUGUAUUAACCAAACAGGGUUCGAUGAAUACAGACGUGUAAAUUAGCUUAGCAUUUUUUGUUUCUUUUACUCUUUUGUUACUACGAGAAUAUUUCCAGAGUAACUAUUAGCAUAGCAAUAUUUAUACGGCAAACAUUUGCUUACAUUGCCAUGAUAUUCGUUACUACUUAUGUGAUACAACAAAUAAUUUGAUAAAAUAUAUAUCUUGGUAGUUU